Molecule: messenger RNA, 2022 nt
Organism: Perognathus longimembris pacificus (Pacific pocket mouse)
Lineage: Eukaryota; Metazoa; Chordata; Mammalia; Rodentia; Heteromyidae
Gene: Gfod2
Product: glucose-fructose oxidoreductase domain containing 2
Exons: 3
Coding region: 252-1409 (385 amino acids)
Biological process (GO): extracellular matrix organization
Cellular component (GO): extracellular matrix
Molecular function (GO): nucleotide binding
Source: RefSeq, a predicted model, not a curated record
CUCUGUUCCUUAGAAACCGGUCGGCGUGUUCCCGGUGUCAGCGCGCUAAAAUCCGGCGCCCGCGCAUCCCCAGCAGCCUCCUUGUAGACGGACGGGUGGCGUCCGAGACCUGUCGGGAGCCCAUGGUGUCCAGGGCGGCGCUGGACGGGCGAUGCCGGCGUGCCAGGCGCCAUGUCUGACCAGGACUGUGGUAAGGCCAGCUCCAUGCCGGAGGCCCUUGUGAAGAGAUGAGUUGCUGAGCCGAGGCUGGGAUGAAGAUGCUGCCGGGUGUGGGUGUGUUUGGUACUGGCAGCUCGGCCCGGGUCCUGGUCCCACUGCUGAGGGCAGAAGGAUUCACAGUGGAGGCUCUGUGGGGGAAGACCGAGGAGGAGGCCAAGCAGCUGGCUGAGGAGAUGAACAUCACCUUCUACACCAGCCGGACCGAUGACGUCUUGCUACAUCAAGACGUAGACCUGGUGUGCAUCAACAUCCCCCCUCCACUCACCCGCCAGAUAUCUGUGAAGGCUCUAGGCAUCGGGAAGAACGUGGUCUGUGAGAAGGCAGCCACGUCGGUGGAUGCGUUCCGGAUGGUGACGGCCUCGAGAUACUACCCGCAGCUCAUGAGCCUGGUGGGGAACGUGCUGCGCUUCCUGCCCGCCUUUGUGCGCAUGAAGCAGCUGAUCGCAGAGCACUACGUGGGUGCGGUGAUGAUCUGUGACGCCCGCAUCUACUCGGGCAGCCUGCUCAGCCCCAGCUAUGGCUGGAUCUGUGAUGAGCUCAUGGGCGGCGGCGGCCUGCAUACCAUGGGCACCUACAUUGUGGACCUGCUGACCCACCUGACUGGCCGGAGGGCUGAGAAGGUUCAUGGGCUUCUCAAGACCUUCGUGCGGCAGAAUGCCGCCAUCCGCGGCAUCCGGCACGUCACCAGCGAUGACUUCUGCUUUUUCCAGAUGCUCAUGGGUGGGGGGGUGUGCAGCACAGUGACGCUUAACUUCAACAUGCCGGGCGCCUUUGUGCAUGAGGUCAUGGUGGUGGGCUCUGCGGGACGCCUCGUGGCCCGGGGAGCUGACCUCUACGGGCAGAAGAACUCUGCCACACAGGAGGAGCUCCUGGUGAGGGACUCCCUGGCUGUGGGGGCCGGGCUUCCUGAGCAGGGCCCCGAGGACGUCCCGCUGCUCUACCUGAAAGGCAUGGUCUACAUGGUGCAGGCCUUGCGCCAGUCCUUCCAGGGGCAGGGCGACCGCCGCACCUGGGACCACACCCCUGUGUCCAUGGCUGCCUCCUUUGAGGAUGGGCUGUACAUGCAGAGCGUGGUGGAUGCGAUCAAAAGGUCGAGCCGAUCUGGGGAGUGGGAGACCGUGGAGGUGCUGACGGAGGAGCCCGAUGCCAACCAGAACCUGUGUGAGGCGCUUCAGCGGAAUAACCUGUGAGCCUGAACAUGGGCUCCCUGCCAGCCACAGGGCACAGGGACCAGGAGUCUUGAUGGGGGUGUGACUUUAGUAAAGACAGUGUCUUUGGUUUAAUACAUCAGUGUGGGCUAGGGUUGGGAGAACAUUGAAGGAGGCCCAGGUUAAACACCCCAUCUAUCUACUCAUGUCCUCAGACUUGCAGGGCGGUGAACCCUCUUGCUGCCAGGGCUUGGGCAGGCAAGCCCACUGUGUGUAUGGUGGAGCUGUCGCCAGGCCUCUUCAUGGUUCUAGGGAGUAAGACCUGCAAAAGCCUGGCCUAGGGGCUCUGAUUUGUGGUCAUACAGAAUAAGAAAGCCCACAAGGAGCCGGCUUGGCUGAGGCCUGAGGAGAAAUGACACAAAACCUGUUUCCAUGGCCUUGGGCUGGAGCAUCUCAGGAAGAGUGAGGACAAGUCACUCCUCAGGGAUCCUCACCUGCCUUCCCGGUACCCAGGCUCCUGCAGGCCCCAGGCCAAUUAAGUGAGCUCUCAGGGGCUAUUGACCUAUGGAAGAGGGCCCUUGACUGGCAGAGGGGAGCUGAGGAGCUGUAGAACAUCAGGUAAAUGUCAAUAAAUGAGGCAGAAAAUGUGACAUCA